CCAAGGUUGGUGGUAGGACUCGAUCAUGAUCGAUGAUGAUUGGUAUGAUUGUGCUGGUGCAAUGUUGGAGGGAUGAAUGGGGCACCGAGCGGUGUGGGGUUUUGCUGUUCCCGUCUGAUCCACAGACUCUGAUGAUUGCGAAGCUAAAAGGAAAUGAUAAGACGCAGACUUGGAGAGUGUGUUCCAUCAUGAGAGUCUUCAGAGCUCAUGCCUGCACUAAUAAAUAUUAUCUACAUACUUGAGUUAUCAGUACGUACCGGUGCAUGCCAGGGAGCAGAAGUAUGGAGGGAGGAGGAAGAAUGAAACGGUCAAUGGUCAACCGGAGAAGAGCCCCUGGUUUACGGAACUCAGUGGCGCGUGGAAAUGUCGAACGGAAGCAGCAUCGAAACCAGCUUUUGGGGAGCAAAAGCAAAUUGUGAACAUGAAGAACAGGAGGAUUUGGUAGUAGCGUUCAUGAUUGCGAUGAUUAGGGAGUCAUCUGAAAGGAAGUCGGAGAAAGAGGGUGGAAGUGAAGGAAGCAAACAAAGACGAGGGAGAGAAGACGAGAGGAAGCUAAGGAGGGAUCAGGUGGUCAAGGAUGUUGUUGGAGAAGGAGGAUCUGGCGCUAAGCCUCAGCUUGAGCUCUUCCGCCAAUCGCUUUGAUCGUCUCGGCCUUGUGCCUUCUUCUUCUUCUUCUUCCCCUUCGCGGUCGCUGCCGUCUUCUUGUCAGCAAUGGAGCCGUCUCCUCCUCGCCCGUUCAGAACGUGGCGGAGCAGGAGAGGCGCGACGUGGGUUGAGAACGAUCGACGUGAACCAGCCGCCACCUGCGGGGGCUGCAGCAGGGAGGCCGGACAGCGAGGAGGCGGAUGCGUCGUCUCCCAACAGCGGCGUCUCCAGUGUGGGCGGCAAGCGACCAGCGGAGCGCGAAGCAGAGCACGAUGCUGAGCCAUCCUGCUCCCGCGGGGCCAGCGACGAGGAGGAAGGCGACGGCGACGGCUCCCGCAAGAAGCUCCGCCUCUCCAAGGACCAGUCGGCCGUCCUCGAGGAAAGCUUCAAGGAGCACACCACCCUCAGCCCUAAGCAAAAGCUGGCGUUGGCCAAGCAGCUCAACCUGCGGCCGAGGCAGGUGGAAGUCUGGUUCCAAAACAGAAGGGCAAGGACAAAGCUGAAGCAGACGGAGGUGGACUGCGAGUUCCUCAAGAGGUGCUGCGAGAACCUCACGGAGGAGAACCGACGGCUGCAGAAGGAAGUCCAGGAGCUGAGAGCGCUGAAGCUGUCGCCCCAGCUCUACAUGCAGAUGACACCGCCCACCACGCUCACCAUGUGCCCUUCCUGCGAGCGCGUCUCCAAACCCUCCUUCUCCACUACCUCGACGACGAACCCACCACCGUCGGAGGCCGCUGCACCGCGGUCGCUUCGUCCCCCGUUUCUCGAUGCCCCUCCGCAGCGAUAGCUGUUGCCCUUUCGUGUGGUGGGGAUACUGUUUGGGUACUGUGAUGCGUCACCUACGUAAUCUAAACAGCACUGCGAUUGCACGGGAAUGAGGUGGGUGGGGUUGACAAGGGCUCGAUGGGUGACUGCAAAUGGAGACUACCGGCAGCUACUUGUUUUGUGACAAACUCAGAUCAAACUUAGUUGAAUCAACAA
This is a messenger RNA of Musa acuminata AAA Group (dessert banana), 1626 nucleotides long. RefSeq names its product homeobox-leucine zipper protein HAT4. Gene Ontology annotation, molecular function: DNA-binding transcription factor activity, RNA polymerase II-specific; sequence-specific DNA binding. The record is from RefSeq and is a predicted model, not a curated record. Gene Ontology annotation, biological process: regulation of DNA-templated transcription. Gene Ontology annotation, cellular component: nucleus. Lineage: Eukaryota; Viridiplantae; Streptophyta; Magnoliopsida; Zingiberales; Musaceae. The transcript has 5 exons. The coding region runs from base 578 to 1432 and encodes 284 amino acids.